Molecule: messenger RNA, 2634 nt
Organism: Sceloporus undulatus (fence lizard)
Lineage: Eukaryota; Metazoa; Chordata; Lepidosauria; Squamata; Phrynosomatidae
Product: vomeronasal type-2 receptor 26-like
Exons: 6
Coding region: 1-2634 (877 amino acids)
Biological process (GO): G protein-coupled receptor signaling pathway
Cellular component (GO): membrane
Molecular function (GO): G protein-coupled receptor activity
Source: RefSeq, a predicted model, not a curated record
AUGUCACUGCUGCUGAUUCUUUUGGUGCUACAACAGCGUCAUAAUGCCAGCAAGGAUUUGAUGUCUGGAUGCGACUGGAAGACAAAGGUGGAACAUUUAUUACCUGUAAUUGGAGAUGAUAUUGCCAUUGGUACACUUAUCUCUUUGACUAUUUCUUUAUUAAAAGAGAUUUCCUUCAGCAGACGUCCAGCUUUGGAGCUAGAUGCCUAUAUUGUACCUAAAAAUUGCCACCAGUAUUUUGCCUUUCAAUUUGCCAUGAAGGAGAUCAACAAAAAUGCCUGCCUCUUACCUAAUGGCACAUUGGGCCAACAGUUCUUAGACAAAGCUUACAAUGAAAUGGGAACAUGUUCUGGGACUAUGACACUCCUUUUCACAGGAGAUGGGAACCCCCCUAACUAUAUCUGCAAAAGAAAGUACAAACUAAUGGCUAUCAUUGGUGGGCUCUCCUUUCACAAUUCCAAGCAGAUGCCUCACAUCUUGAACAUCUAUAAGAUGGCACAGCUCAGUUAUGGCUCCUUUGACCCUGCAUUGAAAGAUAAAGUUCAGUACCCUUCUGUCUACCGAAUGAUCCCAAGUGAAAGUGCUCAAUAUGUUGCAAUUGUCAAGCUGCUGAAGCAUUUUGGAUGGAACUGGAUUGGCCUCAUUGUUUCCGAUGAUGACAGUGGAGAAUUGUUAUUGCGGACUCUCAUUCCCCAGUUACACCAGAGCCACAUUUGUUUAGCUUUUAAGGAAAUUAUUCCAAUAGUGAAAGACCACUGGGCAAAAUACACAGAAGAAACUGUGACAUCAAAUAAUAAAAUGUCAAGAGUAUGUUCGACUAUUUCAUCUACUGAUACAGAUGUGAUUCUAGUUCAUGGGGAUUCUCGAUCUAUGGAGGGUCUGAGGGUGAUUUUAAAUUUUAAUGAGUUUGUUCAGAUGAAUCCAACAGAGAAAGUUUGGAUCAUCACAGCUCAAUGGGAUAUUACCUCCACAUUCGACAGCGUAGUAUUCACCCCCAAAUCCUUCAAUGGCACUCUGUCCUUUGCACUGCAAACAAAAGCGGUAGAGGGCUAUGUGGAAUAUCUAAGCACAAUACGUCCAAAUGAUAAUUUUAUUACAGCUAUGCUUUGGACCACUGCCUUUCUAUGCUCACUCCCCCAAUAUGAAUUAUAUAUGUACAAUACAACAACCUGUACUGGAGAGGAGAAGUUGAGUAGCCUACCUGAAUCUUUGUUUGAAAUGAGAAUGUCUGGUCAGAGUUACAGUAUCUACAAUGCUGUUUAUGUUGUAGCACAUGCUCUUCAUGCCAUGUUUUCUUCAAGAUCAAAUAAUAAAGCAUGGAGCGAUGGAGGCACAUGGGACUAUCGGAUUAUCUACCCCUGGCAGCUUCAUUAUUUCCUGAAAAACAUUCGCUUCAACAAUAGUGCAGGAGAGGAAAUAUUUUUUGAUGAAAAUGGGGAGUUGGGGACUGGAUACGAUAUCAUCAACCUUGUCACUUUCCCCAAUCGUUCCACGCAUAGCGUCCAUAUUGGAUGGACCAACCCACAGGGUCCCAAAGGGAAAGACUUUAUUAUCCAUCAAAAUGCCAUUUCAUGGAACCACAAUUUUAUUCAGAAGUCUCCCAGAUCCAGAUGUGUUGAGGGUUGCCAUCCUGGACAGAGCAAGGCCAUGCGUGAGGGGAAAGAGAUUUGUUGCUAUGACUGUCCACGGUGUCCCAAAGGAAUGAUUUCAGACCAAACAGAUGCAGAAUUCUGCAGCAAGUGCCCAGAGGAUCAGCACCCAAACAAGAAUCAGGACCAAUGCAUUCCUAAGCAUAUAAUCUAUAUGACAUUUGAAGAGCCACUGGGAAAUGUUUUCACUUCUGUGGCUCUUUUCUUUUCUCUGAUGAACCUUCUGGUCGUGUGGGCCUUCAUUCGACACAAGGAGACUCCCAUCAUCAAAGCCAAUAACUGGGCCAUUACUUGUAUCCUCCUCUUCUCUUUGUUGCUUUGCUUUCUCUGCUCUUUCCUCUUCAUUGGCAAACCUGGGACUGUGUCUUGCAUCCUACGUCAAACAUUGUUUGCUAUAGUUUUUUCUAUUGCUGUCUCUUCAGUCUUGGCCAAAACCCUGACAGUGGUUCUAGCCUUCAUGGUUAUUAAUCCGGGAAGCAGGGUGAGAAAAUGGGUAAGAAAUAGUUUGGCACAAUCAGUCAUUAUUCUUGGAGCUCUGGUUCAAGUUGCAAUUUGUACUGUAUGGCUUAGCAUUGCGCCCCCAUUCCCUGAGUAUGAUAAGCAAUCCCAGACACAUGAGAUCAUAAUGCAAUGCAAUGAAGGCUUAGAUAUGAUGUUCUAUAUUGUGCUCAGCUACAUGGGACUUCUGGCCUUCAUCAGCUUCACUGUUGCUUUCUUUGCCAGGAAGUUACCUGCCACUUUUAAUGAAGCCAAACUCAUCACCUUCAGCAUGCUGGUCUUUUGCAGUGUUUGGGUGUCUUUUGUCCCCACUUACCUGAGCACCAAAGGGAAAUACAUGGUGGCCGUGGAGAUCUUCUCCAUCUUGGCCUCUGGUUCAGGAUUGCUGUGCUUCAUUUUUCUUCCUAAGCUCUACAUUGUUUUAUUGAGGUCUGAGCUAAAUACCAGGGAGCAGAUAGUGAGGAAAACGAAUCUCAGUAAUUACUGA